GCGGAUGAGGUCACUUUARAACAAGUAGAAUAUUAAAAUUAUAAUCAUCGUUAUAAUUUGUAAGAUGAGCGACAACAAUGGUUCUGAAAGUCCAACAGGCUACGCUGCAAGUAUAUUCCUCCCACAAGUAUUUCGUAACAUGAAGAAUGCAAAAUUAUUCGCUGUUGAUAUAGGUGGAUCCCUUGCCAAAGUUGCAUACAUGUCUGACAUACAUCGUAUCAGAAAAAGGCAUCUGAGUUUCUCUGGAGAUGAUGGACACACAGAAUCAAGUACUGCAGUCCCAAUCUAUGAAAUAACAGAUGAGCAAGAAUCAGGAAGGAGACUUCAUUUUAUUAAAUUUGAAACCAAAUAUUUGGAAGGAUGUGUAAAUUUUAUUAAAGAGAAAUUAGAAAAACAAGAUGAUACUGUUAGAGUACUAAAAGCAACAGGUGGAGGUGCACACAAAUUUAAAGAUCUUUUGACUGAAAAAUUAGGAGUGAGAGUUGAGAAGGAAGAUGAGAUGCAAUGUUUGAUCAGAGGGUGUAAUUUUGUCCUCACUACUCUGAAGGAUGAAGUUUAUGAGUUCCGACGAGAUGGAGAUCCUCAAUAUGUAUUCCACCAUCUUGAUCCUGUARACAUCUWUCCGUACUUAUUGGUGAACAUUGGCUCMGGAGUUAGCAUAUUACAGGUCAAUUCARAGGACGAUUUUAAGAGAGUUGGUGGCACAAGUAUGGGUGGAGGUACAUUCUGGGGACUAGGCUCUCUCCUUACUAGUGCCAAGGGUUUUGAUGAACUUUUGGAACUUGCAACUCAAGGACAACACAAGAAUGUAGAUAUGCUGGUUAAAGACAUCUAUGGUGGGGCAUAUGCAGACAUCGGUCUUCCUGCAGACCUUACAGCUUCAAGUUUUGGUAAAGCAGUAAGAUCUUUCAGAGACAGUCAAGAUGGUGACCAUAAAUUUGCCGAUGCUGAUAUUGCAAAGUGUUUACUACAAAUGAUUAGCAACGAUAUUGGGCAGAUUGCAUCCCUCUAUGCUCGUCUAGCAGGAAUCAAGAAGAUAUUCUUUAGCGGUUACUUCAUACGUGGUAUACAGACUACAAUGCAUACGAUUACUUUUGGCAUUAAUUACUGGUCAAAGGGUGAACAGCUCGCUUUGUUCUUACGUCACGAGGGUUAUCUUGGAGCUAUUGGCGCGUUUYUGAAAGGAGCAGAAGAAGAAGGGACUAAGAAAAUAGGUUUGUCACAGCGAUUUUUAUGUUGGGGUGAAAACUAUGCUGGCAGUUCAGGAUUACCGUCUGGUCACCCUUUCCCGGUCCCUCAGCAAAGUAAAACUAACGCCACGGGAGCAGUAAAAGCUACAAAAARCAAGGAGGAGUUUCCCGAGGUGCGCGUUGUCCGCAGUGCAAUGACAAGUUCACCAAAAACUAGAACAACAGUGACUACUGUAACAACAACAACAACAGGAACAACAACAAUAACAAUGUCAGAAACAUCAACUCUUAAAAGAACUGCUACUUUACCUGAAACGACAGCAACUGCAAAAACGACAUURAUUGACUGCGCAAUGGCAAGAAAAAUACUCAAAAAAACUAUAAACGCUUGUGAUGUUCUCGAACUAGACCAGAUUGACCGUCARCUYGUGAUUUUCCCUCUACUUGCAUCACCUUCAGAAUACACUCCCGACACUGAAGACCUAACGGCCGAUAUAAAAGCAAGGACGUACUGGUUAAACUGCUUUAAAGAAGCUUUGAAUUCUGUAGUGAAGAGAGCAGUCGCCAGUCAACCACAAUCACCGGAUGCAGAAGAAAGAGGCGAGAAGUUUCGUGGAAAAUAUCUGAAGUUUUUAGAAAACUUUUCAAAAAAGCCAUUUUCCUAUGGCUCACUCACUGUAAGAAGUUUACUGGAUACGCGGGAACAGUGCUUGGAAGAGUUUCAGUUUUCUGAUCCUUACGCAGAGGUAAAAAAGCAAGAAAACCAAGACGCCAUAAARCAGUUUUCUGAAAGACUGCAGGAGAUUGACAAACUCRAUGGCGACGAGCGACAAAUAGCACUAGUUCGUGGUAUCUUGGCUGGGAAUGUAUUUGACUGGGGGGCUAAAGAAGUUGCACAGCUUAUGGAGAAAAGUUCACUUGGUUUCCAAGCAGCAAUGAACAAGCUUCAAGAGCGGCCAUGGUUGAUAGACGAUCUCGAUCAAUGGAUAAACAAUAUUAAUGAGAGAGUCUACAAGCAGGCAUUGAUAUUUGUUGAUAACAGUGGUGUUGAUAUUAUCUUGGGAAUCUUUCCYUUUGUCAGAGAAUUGCUUUCACGAGGAACUAAGGUUAUUCUAGCAGCCAAUUCAGACCCAGCUUUGAAUGACGUCAUGUAUAGUGAGCUAACCUUUCUAAUACAGGAGAUAGCAGGCUCAUGUCCAGUUAUCAGAUCAGCGAGAGACCGUGGACAACUUGUAGCCAUGGAGACGGGAUCUACGUCACCKUGCCUUGAUCUCAAGAGAAUAGAUGUUGAUCUUGCGACUCAAAGUAAAGACGUCGAUCUCAUCGUCUUGGAGGGGAUGGGAAGGUGCAUCCAUACCAACUUAAAUGCACAGUUUACUUGUGAUUCACUAAAACUUGCUGUCAUAAAGAACGAAUGGUUAGCGAAUCGACUUGGAGGUGCUAUGUACAGUGUAGUAUGUAGAUAUACCAAGGGCCUGAAACUACAUUGAAUGGAAUAGUCACAUCCUUAGGGUGCAUUAUGAAUUUUUUUCACAAUUCAUUUCACUGUAGUUAUUUGUACAUAUCCAGUGUAACUGCCUUGCGGAUACCUUCCGUCAUAAUCGCGUCCAUUGAAUACAACGAUAUUUUAGUCAUUUACAAGCACAAUUGCCUUACCAAAGUCUCCUUCUAUGAGGACAGUGUAUCGGGUACUUUUCAAUGCCUGCCGUUUCAGUAAAUUUCGUGUGUCAAAUUUCGUACAUCUGCAUGCAAUACAGAAAAGCGUUAGUGUGGCGGAGYCUCAUAAUUACAUCUCAAUUUUUAGGAAAAAGAAAGUAUUGUAUUUAAUAAUUCGGCCAUACGACAAUUCUCUCAAAGGUGCGUGACAGUCGUGGAAUAUUGCGUCUUUUUUAAACUGUAUCACCWUAUGUGGCGAGUUGUAAUAUUUCUCAUUAAUCUCACUUGUCGGGGCGAGGCAAGCAMAAGCGRCGCAAGAAAACGGAAUUUCUUGCAUUGUGUUAAUGCUUGCGGYUCACUCGCAUGAACWAUGCUUUAGGAACGUUAUCAAAUAAUGCGAUUAUCCAAACGUUGUCAGAUUUGUAAUGAUAUWAAUUUUUUAAUUUUUUCAAAUCAUGUAAAUAUUUCUUGAUGCAAAUCGUGUAAAUAGAAUAAUAGGUKUUUUUAAUAAUUUCAUACUUACAAGUGUCCUGGGAUUGGACUAUAUUUUAAUAAUGAAUCAUAAUGUGGAGGGGAUUGUUUUGUACAUCUUGGUUUGUUGAAAAUAAAAUUGUUUUUUUCGCAAAAGAAGGUUUGU
Molecule: messenger RNA, 3483 nt
Organism: Exaiptasia diaphana
Lineage: Eukaryota; Metazoa; Cnidaria; Anthozoa; Actiniaria; Aiptasiidae
Product: pantothenate kinase 4
Exons: 22
Coding region: 65-2680 (871 amino acids)
Biological process (GO): coenzyme A biosynthetic process
Cellular component (GO): cytosol; nucleus
Molecular function (GO): ATP binding; pantothenate kinase activity
Source: RefSeq, a predicted model, not a curated record